UCUGCGCCAUCUGCCAUUUUCUUUGUUCCUCGAAACUGAAACGGUGCAGCUCACGCUUUGUCUGGCACGAUUCUACAACUCUUUGUUUUCUUCUGAAAGUCUCCGAAAGACGUGAACAACAUGGAUGUGAAUCUUAAGAGGAAGAAUGGCACCGGCGAAAAUAAAUAUUUGCCGGAGUUACUGGCGGAAAAAGACAGUUUGGACUCCUCAUUCACGCACGCCAUGAAACUCCUGACCGCAGAGGUUGAGCGGGUUCAAAAAGGCGAACCAAAGAAAGAUGGCGAGACCUAUCUGGAUCUGUUCACCGCAAAGAAUGUCCGGGUGAAGGAGAGAGUGCUCAUUCCUGUGAAGCAGUACCCUCGCUUUAAUUUUGUUGGAAAGAUUCUGGGACCACAGGGCAGCACCAUCAAACGCUUGCAAGAAGACACAGGGGCUAAAAUCUCUGUGUUGGGGAAAGGAUCAAUGAGAGAUAAGACCAAGGAAGAGGAUUUGAGGAAGGGUGGAGAUCUCAAGUAUGCACAUUUGGGCAUGGAGCUUCACGUGUACAUUGAGGUUUUUGCUCCCAUUCCUGAUUGUUACCUGCGUAUGGCUCAUGCUAUGGAUGAGGUCAAGAAGUUCCUUAUGCCCGUGGAUAAUAUGGAUGAGAUGCUUCAAGAUCCUUACAUGGAUCCAGGCUAUCUGAAUGGCUCACAGGAUGUUCCUCCCCAUGGCAGAGGAGCCCCUCCAGGCAGGGGACGAGGUGGCCCACCUCCCCCAAUGGGAGCUAGGGGUCGAGGUAUGCCCCCUCGUGGUGGACCCCGAGGUGGUGCUCCAAGAGGAGGACCGGGGCGGGGAGCUUCAGCAAGGGGUGCCCCUGUGGGCCGAGGUGGUCCUCCACCCUCCACACAAAGCAGAGGAGGAGCUUCCUCUCGCUCAAGACCACCAGCACCAUCUCAGAGGAUGGCACCAGCAUCUGCUCUUUCCCACCAACACCAGUCCCUACCGAAACCUGAAGGCUACGAUGAAUAUGCCUAUGAACAACCAUAUCCAGAGACCUCCUAUGAAGCGUAUGAAAGCUACUACAGUCAGCCUCCUGCUCAGCCAGACACAGAGUAUUAUGACUAUGGUCAUGGAGAGGCACAGGAGACUUAUCCAUCUUACACUGAAGAUGACUGGGAUGGCGGUGCUUGGGGUAGCAGUGGUGGAAAAGCCCCACCUGCCCGCCAGAGUAAAUCCUAUCGGGAGCAUCCAUACGGCAGAUACUGAGAGCUGUCCGUCACUGGUUGCUUGGGCAACAACCUCCUCUCGUAACUCCUUAUAACCACCUAAAGUAAUUCUAGUUGUUUUUUUUUUGUUUUUUUAUAAUUGUUUAAAGCGCUUUAGUAUACUGAAUCUACCCUUAAAUGGGAUGCUAAACACUCUAGAGUUCGAGAUGAUGCAUAUUUAGAUUUGCAAUCAUUGAUGUGCUUACAAGUUCUUUGCGUUGCUGUUUUCUAAAUUUUUUUUUUUUCUCUGGUUUUGUUUCGUCCAUGAAAAAUUUAUACCUGAAAGCCAGAUAAAUAGCUAAUAAUCAUAUGUAAAAACUGCCUGGCAAUGUAGCUCACUUAGGUUUGUUCAAAAUGCGCUUUUGUAAAGCAUAACAAGGUUCUUAAAAGAUGAGGGAUGCACGGAAAUAUUAGUUCCAUUACAAACAAAUGCGCAAACAUUUUUUUAAGGACAAUUUCCAUUGGUGUAGGAUAAUUUUUAAUUGACAUUUAGUUUUUGAAAGUCUUGUAAAUAUGCAUUUAUUUUCACUUUUACAAAAGUUAUGCCACUUACGGAUUAGUUUGAACUUAAACAUACAUCCCAGAGGUUGUAGUUUCAGUCGAAUAAAAGUACAGUUUACUCAAAUUAUUGUACGUACAUAUCCCAAAUAUUAAAAGUUGUUCUUUUGAUGUCUUUAGCUUUGCAGUUUUCAAAAUAUUAGCAUAUUUGUGUGCAUUGCUUAACUAGGGAACUAAAACUGUCCAAAAUUGUGUCCCUAUCAUUUUGUCAAUAAAGCAUAGUUUUCUUUUACAGCUUUCAAAACUUUGUAUUUGACUUAUUUUAGUGAACCAUGAAUGACCGUAAGUCAUAAUCACACCCCAUACAAAACUGACAACUGUUGCUUAAAUUCUGCAUGCUAUUUGUAACUUUUCAUAUUUAUAUACUUCAAAAUAUUUAGAGAACUCGCCUAAUGCAUAACUGUUCAUUAUGCAAAAUAUAUUGUGUAUAAACCGUUGCUAAAUAGUGUGCAAUUGGUGUACAAUUAUUUGCAUUUACUAGAUCAUGAGAAAAAUUCUACAUAGCUCUUAUUGUCUUGUACAAUAAUAGACGUCAGAAUAAAGAAAUUUGUCAAAUUUGUUCGCUAUAAUAAUAUUUUUGUAUGAUUUACUAAUAUUUUAAAGGGGUCCUAUCAUGACAAUCUAAUUCACCUUUUAACAGUUCUGUGUACUAAAAUAAGUCAACUUUCUUGACCUAACCAUAGGCAACAAUACUUUGUUUUGAUAUCCUUUGAUUUCAGCCAUCGGAAACCCAAAAUAAAAUGCAUACUUCGCCAUCUAAAUCUUUAUGGCACUGAUUUGAUGUUCAGAAGAACAUUUACAUAAGUCUUAAAGGCACAGCUUAGACAAACAGUUUAUUUCUAAGGGUCAGUGAGAGGGUGGCAAAUGGUUGAGAAUUUUAUUGACCUCUUAACUGCAAAACAUGAUUAACAGUAUCUCAGGAAUGAAAUGAUAUGACCCCUUUAACAGUUAAUAGUAAAGUUAUCAAAGUUAACAAUGAUUUAUACACAAUACAAAGUCCUGGAGUUUUAAUGUGUGUAUACCUGUUUUAAAAGCUACCUCACAUCAGAGUCACUAAAUCCCUCUGAUGUUAGAGAUUGAACUCACGCUCCAUGUCUGUCUUCUAUUGAAAAGGAUGUUGAGGUAAGACCUGCAGAGUCACCUCUAAAAGAACCAAUAGAUUCCCUUUAUAGAAGGUAAAGUAUUUGGAGAUUAUUACAAGAAAACAAUGUAGCUGUUUGGUCUUCGGAUAUCUGUCCUUGGGCGUGUGAAACUUUAAUAAAAAAAAAAAAAAGCAAAAGAAA
This is a messenger RNA of Xyrauchen texanus (razorback sucker), 3085 nucleotides long. Its product is annotated as KH domain-containing, RNA-binding, signal transduction-associated protein 1-like. The record is from RefSeq and is a predicted model, not a curated record. Bases 121 to 1245 code for a protein of 374 amino acids. Lineage: Eukaryota; Metazoa; Chordata; Actinopteri; Cypriniformes; Catostomidae. Gene Ontology annotation, biological process: regulation of alternative mRNA splicing, via spliceosome. Gene Ontology annotation, molecular function: poly(A) binding; mRNA binding. The transcript is spliced from 9 exons. Gene Ontology annotation, cellular component: nucleus.